Messenger RNA from Meloidogyne enterolobii, 1368 nucleotides. NCBI's taxonomy places the organism in Eukaryota, Metazoa, Nematoda, Chromadorea, Rhabditida, Meloidogynidae. The record is from the annotation of a GenBank genome assembly.
AGAAAAGAAAAAAAGAUGGUUAUUUAUCGCAACAUUGUUCGUCGUUUUUCGUUAUUAUCCCGUUUGCAUGUCUCAACACCUUGUUUUAGUGCAUUGUCUUCAAAUGCGUUGCCUGCUGUUCUUCCUUUUGGAAGAAAUUCUGUGAUGAAAAUAAAUUUUAGAAAUUAUCGAUUUACUUCAAUUUUGGGGGGAGAAGUUGUUGAAGUUUCUGGCCCAGCAUUUGCUGAAUCGAUAUCGGAGGGGGACAUUCGUUGGCAAAAAAAAAUUGGAGAUUUUGUUAAGGCAGAUGAGCUUGUGGCGGAGAUAGAGACAGAUAAGACAUCUGUCGAAGUUCCCGCUCCUUUUGCUGGAAAAAUUGUUGAAUUUUUGGUUGAAGAUGGUGCAAAAGUGAUCGCUAAACAAAAAAUUUAUAAAAUGGAAAAGGGUGCUGAAGGUGGGGCAGCUGCUGAAUCUCCAAAAGAAAAGCCAGAAGUAAAGAAAGAGCCGGAAGAAAAACAGGCAGAGCAAAAACCUUCUGAUGCUCCAAAAAAGCCUCCACCUGUUCCAGAAUUGCCUAAAGAGCCAAUGGAGUCUAAGCACGUUUCUGAAAUUAAACCUAAAGUUGUGCCGCCAAUUUCACAGCAACAAGCAUUUCAGCCAAGGGAUUCAACAGGAAUAAUUGGAGGAAAUCGUUCAGAAACUCGUGUAAAAAUGAAUAGAAUGAGACAACGUAUAGCUGAGCGAUUAAAAGAAGCACAAAAUACUAAUGCAAUGUUGACUACUUUUAAUGAAAUUGAUCUUUUCAAUGUUAUGCAAAUGCGCAAAAAAUAUCAAGAAUCUUUUACGAAAAAACAUGGUGUUAAACUUGGUUUAAUGUCUCCAUUUGUUCGUGCAUCAGCUAUUGCUUUGCAAGAACAACCUGUUGUUAAUGCUGUAAUUGAUGGAGAGGAAAUACUUUAUAGAAAUUAUGCUGAUAUUUCUAUUGCUGUUGCGACACCUAAAGGUUUAGUUGUGCCUGUUUUGAGAAAUGUGGAAUCUUUGAGUUAUUCUGAUAUUGAAAAAAGUUUGGGAGAAUUGGGAGUCAAGGCUCGCGAAAAUAAAUUAGCAAUAGAGGAUAUGGAAGGAGGUACUUUUACAAUUAGUAAUGGAGGUGUUUUUGGUUCAAUGUUUGGCACGCCUAUAAUAAAUCCACCUCAAUCUGCUAUUCUUGGAAUGCAUGGAAUUUUUGAUCGUCCAGUAGCUAUUGAUGGAAAGGUUGAAAUUCGUCCAAUGAUGUAUGUUGCCCUCACUUAUGAUCAUAGAUUAAUAGAUGGAAGAGAGGCUGUUACCUUUUUGAGAAAAAUUAAGCAAUAUGUUGAAGAUCCGUUGACUAUAUUGCUAAAUUUAUAA